Messenger RNA from Heterocephalus glaber (naked mole-rat), 16152 nucleotides. NCBI's taxonomy places the organism in Eukaryota, Metazoa, Chordata, Mammalia, Rodentia, Bathyergidae. The record is from RefSeq and is a predicted model, not a curated record.
ACCCCUCCUCCUCCCGCUCUUCCCUCCAGUGCUCGCAGACUUGCCAGGGCUCUGUCCAGGCUGCGGGGUGGAUGGCUCAAGCCCUUUCCUUCCCAAGCUGUACACAAUGAUGAGCGAGGAUGCAGCUCAGAAAAGCGACAGUGGAGAGAAGUUCAAUGGCAGCAGCCAGAGAAGGAAAAGACCCAAGAAGUCUGAUAGCAAUGCAAGCUUUCUUCGAGCUGCCAGAGCGGGCAAUCUGGACAAAGUUGUGGAAUAUCUGAAAGGGGGCAUUGACAUCAAUACCUGCAACCAGAAUGGACUCAAUGCGCUCCAUCUGGCGGCCAAGGAAGGCCACGUGGGCCUGGUGCAGGAGCUACUGGGAAGAGGCUCUGCUGUGGAUUCUGCCACCAAGCAGAAAGGCAAUACUGCCCUUCAUAUAGCAUCCUUGGCUGGGCAAGCAGAAGUUGUCAAAAUCCUUGUUAAGGAAGGAGCCAAUAUUAAUGCACAGUCUCAGAAUGGCUUCACUCCUUUAUACAUGGCAGCCCAGGAGAACCACAUCGAUGUUGUAAAAUAUUUGCUGGAGAAUGGUGCUAAUCAGAGCACUGCUACUGAGGAUGGCUUCACGCCUCUUGCUGUGGCACUCCAGCAAGGACAUAACCAGGCAGUGGCCAUCCUCCUGGAGAAUGACACCAAAGGCAAAGUAAGGCUGCCAGCCCUGCACAUUGCAGCUCGGAAAGAUGACACCAAAUCUGCAGCGCUCCUGCUUCAGAAUGAUCACAACGCAGACGUCCAAUCAAAGAUGAUGGUGAAUAGGACGACCGAGAGUGGCUUCACCCCUUUGCACAUAGCUGCGCACUACGGAAACGUCAACGUGGCUACCCUUCUCCUCAACCGGGGAGCUGCUGUGGACUUCACAGCCAGGAAUGGAAUCACUCCUCUGCAUGUGGCUUCGAAAAGGGGCAACACAAACAUGGUGAAGCUCUUACUGGAUCGGGGUGGUCAGAUUGAUGCCAAGACCAGGGAUGGGUUGACACCACUUCACUGUGCUGCGCGAAGUGGGCAUGACCAGGUGGUGGAGCUCCUGUUGGAACGGGGUGCUCCCCUAUUGGCAAGGACUAAGAAUGGGCUGUCCCCGCUCCACAUGGCUGCACAGGGAGACCACGUGGAGUGUGUGAAGCACCUGCUGCAGCACAAGGCACCUGUCGACGAUGUCACCUUGGACUACCUGACGGCCCUCCACGUUGCUGCACACUGUGGCCACUACCGCGUCACCAAACUCCUUCUGGACAAGAGAGCCAAUCCAAAUGCGAGAGCCCUGAACGGUUUUACUCCACUGCACAUUGCCUGCAAGAAAAACCGCAUCAAAGUCAUGGAACUGCUGGUGAAAUAUGGGGCUUCAAUCCAAGCUAUCACAGAGUCUGGCCUCACACCAAUACAUGUGGCUGCCUUCAUGGGCCACUUGAACAUUGUCCUCCUUCUGCUGCAGAACGGAGCCUCUCCAGAUGUCACUAACAUUCGUGGGGAGACAGCCCUGCAUAUGGCAGCCCGGGCUGGCCAGGUGGAAGUGGUCCGGUGCCUCCUGAGAAAUGGCGCUCUUGUUGAUGCCAGAGCCAGGGAGGAACAGACACCUUUACAUAUUGCCUCCCGCCUGGGCAAGACAGAAAUUGUUCAGCUGCUUCUCCAGCACAUGGCUCAUCCGGAUGCGGCCACCACCAAUGGGUACACACCGCUGCACAUCUCUGCCCGGGAAGGCCAGGUCGAUGUGGCAUCAGUGCUCUUGGAAGCAGGAGCUGCGCACUCCUUAGCCACCAAGAAGGGUUUUACCCCUCUGCAUGUAGCAGCCAAGUACGGAAGCCUGGAUGUGGCAAAACUUCUCUUGCAACGCCGCGCUGCCGCAGACUCUGCAGGGAAGAAUGGCCUUACCCCGCUCCAUGUUGCUGCUCACUAUGACAACCAGAAGGUGGCGCUGCUGUUACUGGAGAAGGGUGCUUCCCCUCACGCCACUGCCAAGAACGGUUACACUCCUCUCCAUAUUGCUGCCAAGAAGAACCAGAUGCACAUCGCAUCCACACUGCUCAGCUAUGGAGCUGAGACCAACAUUGUGACAAGGCAAGGCGUAACUCCACUUCACCUGGCCUCACAAGAGGGGCACAUGGACAUGGUCACCUUGCUGCUGGACAAGGGAGCCAACAUCCACAUGUCAACCAAGAGUGGACUCACAUCCUUACACCUUGCAGCCCAAGAAGAUAAAGUCAGUGUUGCUGAUAUUCUCACCAAGCACGGGGCUGACCAGGAUGCGCAUACGAAGCUUGGUUACACUCCUUUAAUUGUGGCCUGUCACUAUGGAAAUGUGAAAAUGGUCAACUUUCUGCUGAAGCAGGGAGCCAAUGUUAAUGCAAAAACCAAGAAUGGCUACACGCCUUUGCACCAGGCUGCCCAGCAGGGCCACACGCACAUCAUCAACAUCCUGCUGCAGCAUGGAGCCAAGCCCAACGCCACCACUGCAAAUGGUAACACCGCCUUGGCCAUCGCAAAGCGUCUGGGCUACAUCUCCGUGGUCGACACGCUGAAGGUCGUGACUGAAGAGGUCACCACCACCACCACGACUGUCACGGAGAAACACAAGCUAAAUGUUCCCGAGACGAUGACUGAGGUUCUUGAUGUUUCUGAUGAAGAGGCCUUUAAACAGUUUGGUGACCACUUUAUUGAUGGGGAAGUACUUAGCGAUUCAGGGGAUGACACAAUGACCGGUGAUGGGGGAGAAUACCUUAGACCUGAGGAUCUCAAGGAACUGGGCGAUGACUCACUACCCAGCAGUCAGUUCCUGGAUGGCAUGAAUUACCUGCGGUACAGCUUGGAGGGAGGACGGAGUGACAGUACCAUGCCCAGCCUCCGGUCCUUCAGUUCUGACAGGUCUCACACCCUGAGCCAUACAUCCUACCUGAGAGACAGCGCCAUGGUGGACGAUGCCAUUGUCAUCCCCAGUCACCAGGUAUCAACUCUAGCCAAGGAGGCAGAAAGAAAUUCUUAUCGUCUCAGCUGGGGCACUGAGAACUUGGACAACGUGGCUCUUUCUUCCAGCCCUAUUCAUUCAGGCCGCACCUCUCCAUAUCUUGAUCGUGACAACAGCAGUUUCCUGGUUAGUUUUAUGGUGGAUGCCCGAGGUGGUGCUAUGCGAGGGUGCAGACACAACGGGCUUCGAAUCAUUAUUCCACCUCGGAAAUGCACAGCGCCCACGCGAGUCACCUGCCGACUGGUCAAGCGCCAUCGACUGGCGACAAUGCCCCCAAUGGUGGAAGGAGAAGGCCUGGCCAGUCGCCUGAUCGAAGUCGGACCUUCUGGUGCUCAGUUCCUUGGUAAACUUCACCUGCCAACGGCUCCUCCCCCACUUAAUGAGGGAGAAAGUUUGGUCAGCCGCAUCCUUCAGCUGGGGCCUCCUGGAACCAAAUUCCUUGGGCCUGUGAUCGUGGAGAUCCCCCACUUUGCCGCCCUCCGAGGAAAGGAAAGGGAGCUGGUGGUCCUGCGCAGCGAGAACGGCGACAGCUGGAAGGAGCAUUUCUGCGAAUACACUGAAGACGAGCUGAAUGAAAUCCUGAAUGGCAUGGACGAAGUGUUGGACAGCCCAGAAGACCUGGAAAAGAAACGAAUCUGCCGCAUCAUCACCCGUGACUUCCCACAGUACUUUGCAGUGGUGUCUCGCAUCAAACAGGACAGCAACCUGAUUGGCCCAGAGGGCGGCGUGCUGAGCAGCACCGUGGUCCCCCAGGUGCAGGCUGUGUUCCCAGAGGGUGCACUGACCAAGCGGAUCCGUGUAGGCCUGCAGGCCCAACCUAUGCCCAGUGAGCUGGUUAAGAAGAUCCUAGGCAACAAAGCUACCUUUAGCCCUAUAGUCACUUUGGAACCUAGAAGAAGAAAAUUCCACAAGCCAAUUACCAUGACCAUUCCUGUCCCCAAAGCUUCAAGUGAUGUCAUGUUAAAUGGCUUUGGGGGAGAUGCACCAACCUUAAGAUUACUAUGCAGCAUAACAGGCGGCACCACCCCUGCGCAGUGGGAAGACAUCACAGGAACCACACCACUCACCUUUGUCAAUGAAUGUGUUUCCUUUACAACCAACGUGUCUGCCAGGUUCUGGCUGAUAGAUUGUCGACAGAUUCAGGAAUCUGUUGCCUUUGCAUCACAAGUAUAUAGAGAAAUUAUUUGUGUACCUUACAUGGCCAAAUUUGUAGUGUUUGCCAAAUCCCAUGACCCCAUCGAAGCCAGGCUGAGAUGUUUCUGCAUGACUGAUGACAAAGUGGAUAAGACCCUGGAGCAACAAGAAAACUUUGCUGAGGUGGCCAGAAGCAGGGAUGUAGAGGUAUUAGAAGGAAAACCCAUCUAUGUUGAUUGUUUUGGUAACCUUGUGCCCUUAACUAAGAGUGGCCAACAUCAUAUCUUCAGUUUUUUUGCCUUUAAAGAAAACAGACUUCCUCUCUUUGUUAAGGUCCGUGAUACAACUCAGGAACCUUGCGGUCGACUAUCAUUUAUGAAGGAGCCAAAAUCCACAAGGGGCCUGGUGCAUCAAGCUAUUUGCAACUUAAACAUUACCCUGCCAAUUUAUACAAAGGAAUCAGAGUCAGAUCAAGAGCAGGAAGAAGAGAUCGAUAUGACAUCAGAAAAAAAUGAUGAGACAGAAUCUACAGAAACAUCUGUCCUGAAAAGUCACCUGGUUAAUGAAGUUCCUGUCCUAGCAAGUCCGGACUUGCUCUCUGAAGUUUCUGAGAUGAAACAAGACUUGAUCAAAAUGACCGCCAUCUUGACCACAGAUGUGUCUGAUAAGGCAGGUUCCCUGAAAGUGAAGGAGCUGGUGAAGGUCGCUGAGGAAGAGCCAGGAGAGCCCUUUGAGAUCGUUGAAAGAGUUAAAGAGGACUUAGAGAAGGUGAAUGAGAUCCUGAGAAGUGGAACAUGCACAAGGGACAAAGGCAGCCAGCAGCGCUCUCAGGCCGAGAGAGAAGUAGAGGAAGAGGAGUGGGUUCUUGUUAGUGAGGAGGACGUAGCGGAGGCUAAGGAGGAAGCACCUUUAGAAAUCUUAGAAUUUCCAUGUGUAGAAGUUAGACUAGAGAAAGAGACCAAAGUCAAAGCAGAGAAAGACUCAGCUGGACUCGUGAACUUCCUGGCUGAGGACCUCAAUGCUUAUGUGGCUCCUCAGGAAGAGAAGGCUGGGGAGGCCGGUGAGGCACCAGCUGCUAGUAGGAGCUCUGGGAAGGCGGGGAAGAUUGCACCCCAAGAGGAGAAACUCAGCACUCAGAAGCAGCACAGACCAAGCCUGGGGAUAAAGAAGCCAGUGAGGAAGAAAUUAAAAGAAAAGCAGAAACAAAAAGAGGAAGUUUUAACAGGGAGUGAAGAAAAAACAGAACUCAAAAAAGGUAGUUCUGAAGAGUCAUUAAAUGAAGACCCAGGUCUGGCCCCUGCUCCUCUUCCCACUGCAAAGGCCACCUCUCCUCUCAUAGAAGAGACUCCCAUUGGCUCCAUAAAGGACAAAGUGAAGGCCCUCCAGAAGCGAGUGGAAGAUGAGCAGAAAGGGCGAAGCAAGUUGCCCAUCAGAGUCAAAGGCAAAGAAGACAUGCCCAAAAAGGCCACUCCCAGGACGCAUCCAGUAGUGUCGCCCUUGCUGAGGUCAGACAGGCAUGCUCCAGCAUCGCCAUCCUCUAAAACAGAAAGACACUCUUCCCUUUCCUCCACUGCAAAAACAGAAAGGCACCCUCCAGUGUCACCAUCAGGUAAAACUGAGAAACACUCACCUGUGUCGCCCUCUUCGAAAACUGGAAGACACUCACCUGUAUUGAUAGCAAGUAAACCAGAGAAGCACUCACCUGUGUCACCUUCGACCAAAACUGAAAGACACUCCCCUGUGUCAUCUACAAAAUCAGAACGACACCUACCUGUUUCGUCUUCGGUCAAAACCGACAAACGCCCACCCAUUUCACCUUCUGGGAGAACCGAGAAACAUCCUCCACUGUCACCUGGGAGGACAGAAAAGCGUUUGCCUGUUUCACCCUCUGGAAGAGCAGAGAAGCAUCCACUUACCGGGAAAAACGACAAAUACCUGCCUGUGUCACCAACUGGGAAAACAGAGAAGCAACCGCCUGUGUCCCCCACUUCUAAAACAGAGAGAAUUGAGGAAACCAUGUCUGUCCGGGAGUUGAUGAAAGCUUUCCAAUCAGGUCAGGACCCAUCAAAACAUAAAACUGGGCUCUUUGAGCACAAAUCAGCAAAACAAAAGCAGACACAAGAAAAAGGUAAAACUCGGGUAGAAAAAGAAAAGGGGCAGAUAGCCAGCCAGAGAGAAAUGCAGAGAACAGAGAGUCAGACCAUCAGACGAGGCCAGAGAUUCAUAGUGACAGGGCUUGCAGAAUCCAGAAGAGGUGUCCGUGCCCCCUCCAUAGGGUUUAGGAAAGAAGAGGCAGUUGGAGAGAAGGAGAAAACUCCCAGCCACAAAACCCCAGAGCCUGCUCAGUCAGUGUAUGAAGAAGAAAGCCAUGGAGAGAGAGAAAUCCCCAAGGAAAAGGUGGCUGACGAACAGGAAGACAUGGAUCUGCAGAUCAGCCCAGACAGGAAAACCUCCACAGACUUUUCUGACGUCAUUAAACAAGAGUUAGAAGACAAUGACAAAUACCAACAAUUUUGCCUGAGUGAAGAGACAGAGAAGGCACAGGUUCACCUAGACCAAGUCCUCACCAGCCCUUUCAGUACAGCCUUCCCACUAGAUUAUAUGAAGGAUGAGUUCCUCCCCGUUUUGUCCCUCCAGAGCAGUGCUCUGGCUGACAGUUCUGAAAGCCUAAAGCAGGAAGGGAUAGCAGGCUCACCAUGUGGCAGCCUGAUGGAGGGAACCCCACAGAUUAGUUCAGAAGAAAGCUACAAGCAUGAGGGCCUUGCCGAGACUCCCGAGACCAGCCCAGAAAGCCUUUCUUUCUCACCAAAGAAAAGUGAGGAGCAAAUUGGGGAAAUAAAGGAAACCACCAAAUUAGAAACACCCCCAGAAAUUCAUUCAGAAAAAGAACCUCCUACAACCAAAGACAUCAUUGAUGGUUCUGAAGAUCAAGGUGUUGCAGUCCCUGAGGGCCCAGAGCCCUCUGCUGAGGCUUUUCAGAAGGAUGCCUCCCCAGACUCUCCCAGAGACAUAUGCCCCAAACAAAAAGAUGAUUGCUCUGGCAGCCCUAUCGUGCCAUUAGCAGAAGAAACCUCUAGGACACUGGCUGAGAAAGUGUGCUCUGACGGAGGUCAGCUUACACUUGCUAGUUCAGCUUUUAGGACACAAACUGAUAGUGAAACUCAGGAAAGCACAGCCACCCCAGAUGUGGCAAAGCCUUCAACCCUGCCUGAUGCUUCUGUGAAGACAGACCCAGAAACCAAGCCCAAGCCCCAUGCAGCCAUUAGGAGCCCCCAAGCAUUAGAGCUUGCACUCCCCAGCCGAGACAGUGAGGCCCUCAGCCCCGCGGCUGACGAGUCAUUGGCAGUGAGCCACAGAGACUCUCUGGAAGCCAGCCCCGUGCUAGAAGACGAUUCCUCACACAAAACUCCUGACUCUCUGGAACCAAGUCCCCUGAAAGAAUCUCCUUGCCGGGACUCUCUUGAAAGCAGCCCUGUUGAACCAAAGAUGAAGGCAGGAAUUCUCUCAAAUCACUUUGCUCUUCCUGCCACUGUAGCCAAAACAGAACUCAUUACAGAAGUGGCCUCCAUGCGGUCCCGGCUACUCCGAGAUCCUGAUGGCAGUGCUGAGGACGAUAGUCUUGAGCAGACGUCACUGAUGGAGAGCUCAGGGAAGAGCCCCCUUUCCCCUGACACUCCCAGCUCUGAAGAAGUCAGCUAUGAGGUCACACCCAAAGCUUCAGAGGCAUGUACCCCCAAACCAGCUGUGAUUCAGGAAUGUACAGAGGAGGAUGACUCCGAAAAUGGGGAGAAAAAGAGGUUCACACCUGAAGAGGAAAUGUUCAAAAUGGUAACCAAAAUUAAAAUGUUUGAUGAACUUGAACAAGAAGCAAAGCAGAAAAGGGACUACAGAAAAGAACCCAAGCAAGAGGAGUCUUCAUCAUCCUCUGACCCAGAGGCUGACUGCUCAGCAGAUGUAGAUGAACUGAAACAGAUGAAGAGUGUGGAGGGUAAAAGUGAUGUUCCCAUGUUGGUAACUUCCGAGAGCAGAAAGGCUUCUUCCUCCUCAGAAAGUGAACCUGAAUUGACUCAGCUGAAGAAAGGUGCUGACUCAGGCCUCUUACCCGAACCAGUUAUUCAAGUGCAACCUCCUUCCCCACUUCCAUCCAGCAUAGACUCUAAUUCUAGCCCAGAAGAAGCACACUUUCAGCCUAUAGUUUCCAAACAAUAUACUUUCAAGAUGAGUGAAGAUACUCAGGAAGAGCUAGGUAAUUCAGAAGAAGGAAAAGCCAGUGAAUCCCAUUCAGCUGAAGACAGUCAUCCUUUUUCCACUGAUGAAGCAGAUAAGUCCUACAAUGAUCUAAACAAAGACACCAAUCAACUAAAAAUCUGUGAUGGCCAUGGGUGUGAGGCCAUGAGUCCUAGCAGCUCAGCCUCUCCUGUCUCUUCAGGUUUCCAGAAGUCAGCUGAUGAUGUCAAUGAGCAGCUCGUCAACCAUAAGGAAUCAUUAGCUUCCCAGGACACUCAUGAAAAUGACACAGAAGGAGAAGAGCUCGAUAUUUCUGGAGUGGAAUCUCCACAAGUAAGUUGCCCCAGUGAAAGUCCUUCUUCUUUGUCCUCUUUCACUCAUUGUCCAGUAUCUGAAGAAAAGGAAUUAGAUGGUGAUAUAUCUUCUACUACAAAAAUAGAGGAAACCAACAGUGACCCAACUUUGGAGAGCUCACCAAAGGACUGUUUCAUACAAGACUCAUGUAUUAUAACUCAAACAAAUAGGUUGUCCAUGGACAUUCCAGAGUCACACCUAGUGGAGACUAAUGAAAUCUAUGAUCCUCAUAUCACAAGCCCUUAUGAAAAUGUUCCUUCUCAACCUUUUUUCUCUAGUGAAGAAGGCAAAACCCAAAUAGAUGCCAGUCACACCAUGAGUUUUCACUCUUCUGAAGUGCAUUCUGUUACCAUCACAUCCUCUGUAGCAGAGGUAGUAGUAACAAGCUCCUCUAGUAGAACUGUUUCAAGCAAAGAAUCUAAUUUUGAGAGUGAGAACCUUCAAGCAGAAUCCAAACCAGAAAGUACAGUGUGGGGAAUGCAGUCAGACAGCUCCUUCUCCUCUCCCCAGCCUACUAUAGCAAAUACACCAACAAUCAUUGGGGAACAAAUAAGCAAAGUUAUCAUCACAAAAACAGAUGUGGAUUCAGAUUCCUGGAGUGAAAUUCGUGAAGAUGAUGAAGCCUUUGAGGCUCGGGUGAAAGAAGAAGAGCAGAAGAUAUUUGGCUUGAUGGUAGACAGACAGUCACAGGGUACCACCCCUGAUACCACACCUGCUAGGACUCCAACGGAAGAGGGGACCCCAACAAGUGAGCAAAAUCCAUUUCUCUUUCAGGAAGGAAAACUGUUUGAGAUGACCCGCAGUGGUGCCAUUGAUAUGACCAAAAGAUCCUAUGCAGAUGAAAGCUUUCACUUUUUUCAAAUUGAUCAAGAAUCCAGGGAAGAGACUUUCUCUGAAGACAUGAAGGCAGGGACGACAGGAGCUGAGCCACAACUGGAGACAACAGCUGAGUCACUAGCACCUUCAGAAUCAAAAGAAAUGGCGGAUGAUGAAGCAGAAUUACUUCCAGAUGACCUAAGUGAGGAUAUAGAGGAAAUACCCACUUCAGAUACUCACCUUGAUGCUCAAGUGGGGAUUUCAGCUUCCUGUGAAACAUCUACACUAGAGGCUACUGCUACAGGGGCUGAGGACCUCCCCAUGCAAAUGCCUGACACACCUUCUCCAUCCAGUAGGAAGCAGGUACCUUGCCUUGACUCCCCAGAACCAGUUGUCCAAGUUCAGUUAGACUUUUCCACAGUCACCAGGUCUGUAUAUUCAGAUCGGGAUGAGCAGUCUCCUGAUUCUUCCCCGGAGGAAGUGAAGUCCGUGAUUGAAAUCCCCACUGCACCCAUGGAGAAUGUGUCUUCUACUGAAAGCAAAUCCAGAAUCCUCGGAAGGACUAUCCCCACUUCAUCUGUGACACAUCCAUCUGUAGAGGAUGAGUGUGCAUUUUCUGAAGAUUUUCCAUCCAGUCUGGAUGAGGAAAGUAAGGAGGAUGAUGCAAAACCGAAGUUCAAAAUCCCCAUCAAAGCACCCAUCCAAAGAGUAGAAGAGCAGCUCCCACUUCUAGACUCAUCUCUCCAUAAGAUAGGGGCACCUCAGGGACGGGAUGUGACGAGCAGAGCUCCAGACAAUAGAAGCAAAUCCGAAUCUGAUGCUAGUCCUUUGGACUCCAAGACCAAAUGGCCAGGGAAAGCCAGAAGUUACAUUGAGACAGAGGCAGAGAGCAGAGAGAGGGCAGAGGAACUUGAGUCAGAAUCAGAGGAAGGAGACACAAGACCAAAGAUAUUUGUAUCCCGAUUGCCAGUUAAGAGCAGAAGCACUACAUCUUCCUCCAAGGGGGCUGUGAGCCCCACAAAAGAAAGUAAGGAGCAUUUCUUUGACCUUUACAGAAACUCCAUAGAAUUCUUUGAGGAAAUUAGUGAUGAGGCUUCCAAGCUAGUGGAUAGACUUACACUGUCGGAAAGAGAACAGGAAUUAGCUUCAGAUGAUGAAAGUAGUAGUGCCCUGGAAGUUUCAGUUAUUGAAAAUCUGCCAUCUGUUGAGACCGAGCACUCAGUUCCUGAGGACAUCUUUGACACAAGGCCCAUUUGGGAUGAGUCCAUUGAGACUCUGAUUGAACGCAUCCCUGAUGAAAAUGGCCAUGACCAUGCUGAAGAUCCACAGGAUGAGCAAGAGCAGAUCGAGGAGAGGCUGGCUUAUGUUGCUGAUCACCUGGGCUUCAGCUGGACAGAGUUAGCAAGAGAACUGGACUUCACUGAGGAGCAAAUUCAUCAAAUUCGAAUCGAGAACCCCAACUCCCUUCAAGACCAGAGCCACGCACUAUUGAAGUACUGGCUGGAAAGGGAUGGGAAACAUGCUACAGAUACCAGCCUCAUCGAAUGUCUCACCAAGAUCAACCGAAUGGACAUCGUCCACCUCAUGGAGACCAGCACAGAGCCGCUCCAGGAGCGCCUCAGCCACAGCUACGCAGAGAUUGAGCAGACCAUUACGCUGGACCAUAGUGAAGGGUUCUCAGUACUUCAGGAGGAGCUCUGUACCACGCAGCACAAGCAGAGAGAGGAGCAAGCUGUUUCCCAAGAGGAUGGGGCUGGCGAUCACCCUCCCAUCGUCUCCGAGGAAGAUAUUUCUGUGGGUUACCCCACUUCCCAGGAUUAUGUCCCCCAAACUGAGGGGAACAGCUCAGCAGUGGCACUUUCUCCCCAGAUGCACCGGGAGCAAGUUCAACAAGAUUUCUCAGGGAAAAUACAGGACCUGCCUGAUGUUCAGCAGGAAUACUUAGUGACAACCCCAGGUACAGAAAAGACAGAAGUACAGAAGGCCGCAGCAGUGCCAGACUCUCCCAGCAAGACCCCCAAGGAGGUCAGGACCCUUCCUGGGGAGGAGAGGCUGGACCUCCAGUCUCCAGUGUCCAGUGAGUGGGGAGGCUCCCCCAUUGUGCAGGAACCCAAAGAGCCCCCUGAACCUAGGGGGGAAGGCUCCCCAGGGAAAACCAGCCUUGUGAUCCUGGAGGACCAGCCACACACCUUUGAGAGACUCGACGGAGAGGCAGCUUUUGAAAAGGAGCUAACAGAGGAAUUAGGGGAGCUGGAGGCCAGCUCCGAUGAGGAGGCGAUGGUAACUACCAGGGUUGUCCGCCGACGAGUGAUCAUCCAGGGAGAGGACAUGCCUGAGAUACCGCCAGAAAGUGUCACCGAAGAAGAAUACAUUGAUGAGCAUGGGCACACCGUGGUGAAGAAGGUUACCAGAAAAAUCAUCAGGCGGUACGUGUCCUCUGAUGGCACAGAGAAAGAAGAGAUCACGAUGCAAGGGACACCACAGCAGCCUGUGAACAUCGAAGGUGGAGACGGUUAUUCCAAAGUGAUAAAGCGUGUUGUACUGAAGAGUGACGCCGAGCAGUCAGAGGUGACUUUGUCUGAACCCAGCAUUCUGUCCAGUACCUCACAAUUUCAGGCUGAACCAGUAGAAGGCCGUAGAGUCAGCAAAGUUGUUAAAACCACUGUGGUCUGUGGAGAGAGGAUGGAGAAACAUCUGGGGGAUUCUAGUUUAGCCACUGACCUUCCUUCAGCCAAAGAUGACUUUGACGAGGCUUUGAGUUACACAGGUAGCCACAUGAAAGUCCACCUCCCCAGUUUAGUAGAGAAGGAAAUCCUGAAAGAGGAUGGAUCAAUAAUUAAAAGGUUUGGGUUAGCAUGGGAUGAUGCAUUGCCAACUAACACCAUAAAAAAAAUUCCCAUUCUAGGAAAAGAAAGACAGCCCUGACACAUGUAAAACUCUUCAGAAACUGCUGACCCCUGUAUCAUAAGGCUUUGAUCCAAUGGUAGCUUUGUUGGCAUGUCAUACUUGCAGUGUCCUGAUGGAUGGGGGUGUAAAAGAAAUGCUCGGGCACAGUGGCAGUGAGAUGACAGCUAACACAAUCGGACUCCCUGGGUCUUUGUAUGCCACCAAUGUAGAAGCCCACCAGCUGGGAACCCAUUGUGUUGGCAGACUGAAAGAGCAGAGAAGGAGGAGUCUAAUCCAUUGCUCAUGAAUUAACUUUGUGAGCAGCUACAGUCAGCUCCCUUUUAGCAAAUCAUUCCUUUGCAUGGUACAUGCUUUUUGUUUUUCACAAGCUGUUUCGUGGCUCUGCAUGUGAGUGGCAAGUAGCAUGAGCAUGGUUUUGAUGCCCAGGACCUGAAUAUACAUAGAGAGUAUGAAGCCAGGGGCUUUGGUAAAAUAAGAAACCAUUUAAAGCAGCUGCCAGCUCUCUUUCUCCAUACAGAAGCGGGGAGGCAGAGAUGUGCUUUGAGUUGCCCCUGCCUCCAUCAUGGGUUUGAGGUACCAAUAUGGGACCAUUCACAAGGUCUGCUUCCCCCUGGUCCUCUAGCAAUACUGUCAGAAUUGGCACUAAUAAAAUGCUCAGCUUCUCAGUGAAAGGCAUAAUGGUAAUCCGUCACUAUUGUGCUUUUCAUCUCAUUGAAAAGAAGAGAAAUAUUGUCAUUUAUAAUACUCUCCAGGCUAUUUUGUUUGUUUUGAGGGUUUUUUGGAACCGGGGAUCGACUCUCCAGGCUAUGUUAAGCCUCUAAAACAUAAUAAUUAGAACAGCAAAAUUAAAGGUUCUGUCACAUUUCGGCCUCCAAUCAAAUGUGAAAAACAGCAGCAGCUAUGAAUUUAAAAGAGUACAAUUGCUAUUUCAGAACUUUAAAAAAUGAGACAUGAAUUUAGUAUAAAAUGCUUUUUAUAUUCUGGACUUUUAAGUCUUGUUUCUAGUUAGUCAGGUGAAACUACACAAUCCCUGUGUGUUCUAACAUCACAGGACCAAUUUGGAGUAGAAUAGAUUUGGAGAUCAGUUAAUGCAAGGUUCUUUGUUAUAGCUGUUGAAUUUGAAGACAGUUUGAUUGCAUUCCCACAGUUAGUCUGUCAUGGAACUCGGUGAUGUGCCACACUGAAACUUAUACAUUGCCAAAGGCAUUUUAUCAUAUACAUGUUCACAUUCAUAAGCAUGCAUCUGCGUACAAGGGGUGAUCAAAACGUAUGGUGAAUAUUUAAAUUUUUUAAGUUAUUGCAGAAAAAGACACAUCACCAUAUUUCCUCUCUAAAUACCCACCCUCGCUUCAAACAUACUUAUUCCAUAAUGCAUGCCAUUUUCUGAAGCUGUUCUGGAAGUUUUCUUUCAUGAGUGUCUUUAUGAGGUGUGAUAAAAAAUACUGCGAAUGCUACUGCCAAGCACCAUCCAACAGAAACACAGGGUCAUAAAAACAUGAUGGUAUGUGCUCGUUCACCUUAUUUAUUGGAUCUAACAUUGUAUAACUUCUGGGUCUUCUUCGAAGUCAAAAUGACCAUCAAAGGGAACUGUUCAGAAUCAAGUCAGGAUAUCAAGGCAGCCCUGGCAGUGCAACUAAAGGCACUCACGGAAGAGGACUUCCAGAAUUGCUUCAGAAAGUGGCAAGAAUGAGGGGCUGUGCUUGAAGUGAGGGGAGUUUUUGAGGAAGACUCAUGGCAGCAUGUGUUCCAUUGUAGUACAUUUUUAAAAUUUAAGUAUGCACCGUAUUUUUCAACUAUCCUCAUAACCUACAGAAAAGACAGGAAAUGCCCUACAAUGGAGGCCCAUCCCCUGACUCCACUGCUAUAAGGCUUCUCCUAGCUCUUGGAAGAAAUAGUCAGAUAUCUGCCUUUUUAGGAGAAAAGAUAAUGGGUGUUGCAUAUGUAGAAAAAUGUAACCUGAUUUUCACCACUGGAAUCAUAUUUAACCAUUUCAUCGAAAGGAACCAAUUUAACUUGCCAAAGUAAUUCAUGUUAUAUCAAAGAAGAGUGAGAGAACAGGAGAGGAGGGAGAAGGGAACAAAACUGGGAGCAUUCAGGCUGAAGUGAGUCAUUUUUUUUAAAACUCAGGUUGAUCUUAAUGAAUACUUAGAGGUGUCAGGAGGUGGGCAGAACUUCUAGCUUCUGGACAUUAGGAAUCCAUAAGGAAAAUACUGAGCCAGUCUCCAGACACUGGUCAUGUCCUACAUCAGUUUCAGGGAUGAUGCAGGGCCCUGUGCUUAUGGAUUCUUGGCACCACUGCAUGCUAACACUUAUUUUUUUUUAAUUUGGGUAUUGCUUAAAUUCUUGUAAAAUUGAGUUUCCUUAUUUGUUAUAAUAAUUGUGCCUGGCACAUAAAACACAUUUAUCAAAUGUUUGUGGAAUGAGUAAUUAUAUUUACAAGGCAGACUGUAAGAAGAACGAAGAGUGAACAAACUAGGAUAUGAUUAUUUUCAAGUAGGGAUACAGGAAAUCAAUAGUAUGAAAUAUAGUUCUAAGUGAGAGCAUCUUGCCAGGCAUGGUGAUACACACCCGUAAUCUCAGCACUUCAGAGGCUGAGGCAGGAGGAUCACCAAGAGUUCGGGGCAGCAUGGACUGUGUAGUGAGUUCAAGUCCAGCCUGAACUCUGUCUCAAAAAGAAAUCAAUCAAUGAAUAAAGUUAUAGCAUCUUUUCUCAAGGAACCACCAGUCUGAUGAGGGAGGCAAGCAAACAAAAGGCUGUUAAAAGGCAGCAUGAUGCCCAGAAUGAGCAAAGUGUGGAGUACAGAGAAUGCCUUUGUCUCUCAGGGGUUUUCUUCUAUUUCUUCUUCCUCCUCCCCACCCAGAUGAAUCUUGAGGAGCCUCUUGGUCAUCGUCACUUUCCUGUGUAUGGUAGAAUAAUAUGUCACUUUGUAAAGAAAGUGCCUCCUGGAGAAGUUCUCCCAGAAUGUCACUCUGGGAAGCUUGGGUCAGGAGAUGACUCUAAGGAUGAAGUGGGCAACUAAGGUGGUGUAGAGUAAAUUCAAUUAUAUACUAUUCAUCUUUGCUUUUGAUGAAUCGGGGUCUUUGAGAUCAAUAAAACUUAAUUUAAAAAUGAAUGAUUAUAUGUGUUCUUUUUGAGAGAAUCAUAUUGAAACAUGGCUUCAUUUAUUUGAAACAUUUCUUAAAGGUUUUUAAAAAUUACUCCUUGUUCCAACAUACACUUUUUUGGGGGGGUGUACUGGAGAUUGAACCCAGGGCUUUCACACUGAGCUACAUGCUCAGGCCCUUUUUUUAUUUUGAGACAGUCUUGCUAAUUCUCUAAGUUGCCCAGGCUGGGCUCAAACUUGCAGUCCUCCUGCCUCAGCCUCCCAGAGUGCUUGCAGUACAAGCAUAUGCCACCAUACCCACCUCCAAAAUAUACUCUCAAAGUUUCAUAAAUCAUUUCAGUUAUGGUGGUCAUAAGAAAGAGAUGAACAGAUCCCUGUAGCUGUUAUACUGUUAGCUUGGUGUAGAACUAUUUAGAAGUAAGACAGGGAGGAUUUUAAGGUCACAGUUAACCUCACUUCUAGAGGCUGCCUUUUAGCAGUCAAGGAAGCAUAAUAUGUGGGCCGGGGAUUUAGCUCAGUGGUUUUGCCACCUGCUGCACAAGCGCAAGGACCCGAGUUCGAUCCCCGGUAUCAAAAAAAAAAAAAAAAAAGCAUAAUUCUCUCCUGUCCACUCUUCUU